GAAUUUUAAAAAAGAAAAAAAGAACGACAAAAGUUCGUCAUCUUUUCAGCAUUUGGUUGUCCAUUCAAACAUUUAUAAUAGCAAACUAUAGUGGGAUAGCGACUUAACAUCAUUAAAUUGUCAUUUUGUAGAAACUGCAUUUACAUUUACCAACUUACCAUAUAAGUGGGACGGAAAACGAGAUGGGGAAUGAGUUUCUCGUCCCCAUUGAGUGGAUUUUUUCUACCCGCUCCCUCGCUCAUUCCCUACUUAAAUGGAGUCAAAGCUCUCGUAGGCCCUUAUCAUGGGACCCAUCCACAUUCAUCCAAGUGUAGGGCUCAAGCAAGUGUCACAUGGGUCAAGCUAUGUGGUAAUCUCAAAAUGAAAAAAAUUAUUCAAAAAACCGUCACAAAAUAUUUGUCUCUUAAUGAGUUUGCACAAUGUGUUUAUGUUUUAAUAUUUUAUUUUGGCAUCUUGUGUUGUUUAUAAAUUACUCAGAUCACAUGCCACCUCUCUUAUACUCAUUGCUUGCUUAUCUUCAGCAUCUUCCUUAGAUUCUCAUUCCAAAAAUUUCUCUCUGUAUUCAUUUUCCCUCACAGCCUUUCUCAGUGAACACAGGGAAUCUUCAGCAAAGGGACAGCACAGCCAGAUCUCUAAGCCCUUUCCCUUUUGACCCAAAGUUUGUCACCUUUCUUCGACAUGUGCAAAACCCCUUUUAAAGGAACCUCCUUCUACCAAUCACACCCAUGCAGCAACUUCUUCAAUGGGUUUUCAAGGAAACUAGUGAAAAAGAUGGACAUAGGACUUCACAUUCCACCAAGAAGGGAGCAAGUUGGGGUAUCACGAACACGAAACCAAGAAGCUCCUGGCUGGGACGAUGAUCAAGCGAGCAACGACUCCCGCAAGAUCAGUUUCAGAUGGGAAGCUGAAAGACGCUCCUCCGUUUCCUCAACCUACUCAUCGGUAUCGCGAGUUUCCUCCUUCAAGAACUGUUCCAUUACCCUUAAUUCCACUGCCAUUGAAGAAAUCAAUCACUGUUAUCCAAGAAAAGGAAGCUGGAUCACUACAGAUUCUGAAUUUGUUGUGCUAGAGCUGUGAAGGAAAAGGAAGACAGAUUAUCAACUGUUUGAUCUCCUUGCAAUCUGUGAAUUGUCAGAGGAUUUUUAUGUAAAUUUUUUGAAGUAUCUGUGAAGAACAUGCAUCUGAAGUAACAUUUUGAGUGUAAUUCAAACCAUCAUCUAAAAGUCUUUAGUGUAACAGGGUAA
This is a messenger RNA of Cucurbita maxima (winter squash), 1244 nucleotides long. RefSeq lists its product as uncharacterized. Lineage: Eukaryota; Viridiplantae; Streptophyta; Magnoliopsida; Cucurbitales; Cucurbitaceae. The record is from RefSeq and is a predicted model, not a curated record. Bases 679 to 1077 code for a protein of 132 amino acids. The transcript is spliced from 4 exons.